Dreissena polymorpha is the source of this 1209-nucleotide messenger RNA. RefSeq lists its product as uncharacterized. Bases 1 to 1209 code for a protein of 402 amino acids. NCBI's taxonomy places the organism in Eukaryota, Metazoa, Mollusca, Bivalvia, Myida, Dreissenidae. The record is from RefSeq and is a predicted model, not a curated record. The transcript is spliced from 17 exons.
AUGGAAGGCAUAAAUUCCCAUGAUUUGUCUGUAAUGCGGUUAUCUGUUGCAAAAAAGUUCAUGUCGUUUAAAGUGUUCCUGUCUGAUUCUUGUCCAAAGUGUGGCUUUACCGUACUUGAGGAGGAUGUUAAGUUGCACUGUCAUACAUGCGGAAGGGCAUUCCAUUUAAAGCCAUACUGCAUCGAGAAAGAUCUGGCCGCUCUUGAAGACAACGAUAAAUUCUCUUGCACACUGUGCAACAUUGGAUUUUGGGCCCUUGAGGACCUGCGAAAUGUGGAACGUAUGGAGAAAGAUGUUUUUGUGUCUGAGAAAGCUACAGAAUCACUGCCAUGUUCAACUGUCGACACGGAUGCAGAGACAGUCAACCGCAACGGAAUUAAACAAAAGACCCUUGAGGACCUGCGCGAUGUGGAACGUAUGGAGAAAGAUGUUUUUGUGUCUGAGAAAGGUACAGAAUCACUGCCAUGUUCAAAUGUCGACACGGAUGCAGAGACAGUCAACCGCAACGGAAUUAAACAAAAGGAAAUGAGAUUACGGCGACUAUGUUCCAAGAAGAAGAGAUCGUCUUGGGAGUACCAGGAGCUAACUAGGCCCAAGAAGAGAAAGCAGACAUUCUGUGUCUGUGACAGGCCUGAUGAUGGCAGGUUGUAUUGGAUGUGUGACCAUUGCAAGGACUGGGUGCAUCCAGAAUGCAUCAAACGGGACCAUGCAGACUGUCCCCAGCCUUUUUUGUGCCCAUCAUGUUUGGACGUCCACAUAAGGAAAUGGGAAGUCACUGACAGUGCCGAAAAAUGUGGAUUUGAAGAAUCAGAUGGUCCGGAAGAUGUCGAGCGUUUUCUCAUAACGUUGGACGUGGCAGUGAAACUGGUCCCUGUGGCAUACAAAACGUGCUUUUCCAUUGUCACAUCGACGGUGGAAGACAGUGACGUUUUGUGGUUGCAAAACCAUUGCAAAUUUAUUACAAACGUAGACGCGGCACCAAAAAGUUCCAUCGGAUAUGGAUUUGGCGUUUUCACGUUAGAGGCACUGACUGUCGUAGAGAAAAACAUCCAAGAUACCUUUUCAGAAAAUGGGAACCACCCUUUGGUAAAGCUCGUAGCUAACGAAAAGCUGAAAUCAGCUUUCAAGAAGAACAAAAGACUAGUUUCAUCGUAUACAGAAUCCGUCCUCGUCAAGGAAGCGUGUUCAGUGAUCAUGCAAGAGGUAUAG